Molecule: messenger RNA, 1551 nt
Organism: Penicillium salamii
Lineage: Eukaryota; Fungi; Ascomycota; Eurotiomycetes; Eurotiales; Aspergillaceae
Source: the annotation of a GenBank genome assembly
AUGGCUGAUCAUUACCAGCGCGAGAGGUCUCGCUCCCCUCGCCGCCGUUCUUCUCGCAGUCCUCCCCGUCGCGCCCGUCGCUCGUACUCCCCACGCAGCCGCUCCCGCAGCCGUGACCGUGGUGACCGUGGUGAUCGCGUUGAUCGCAUUGAACCCCGUGAACGUGACGAAUACCGUCGCCCCGACCAUCGCUCGCGAUCCCCUGUGAGUGCUUCAGGCGCUGCCGGACCCUCCGCCUCUCCCUACGGUGGACGCAGUGGAUACCCUCCAGCUCGAUCCGAGGAACGCACCGUCGCAAAGGAAAAUAUGAUGCAAAACGUCCGCGACACAUCCCAACAAGACCGCCGGGUCUACGUCGGCAACCUAUCCUACGAUGUCAAGUGGCAUCACCUUAAAGAUUUCAUGAGACAGGGUGAGCAGGGCGCUUUGGAGGUGCAGUGGGUGGUGAUUGUGGAAUACGCCACCAGAGACCAAGCACAAAACGCCGUCAACACACUCAGCAACCAGAACCUGAUGGGCCGCCUGGUUUACGUUCGUGAGGACCGUGAAGCCGAACCCCGUUUCGUCGGUGGACCUCCCCGUGGAGACUUCGGCCCCGGUGCCCGAGGCGGUUUCGGGGGUGGCUUCGGUGGCCACCCUGGUGCCGCUGGUCGCCAGAUUUACGUCUCCAAUCUUCCUUUCAACGUUGGCUGGCAAGACCUGAAGGACCUGUUCCGCCAAGCUGCCCAGCAAGGCGCCGUCAUUCGUGCUGACGUGCACACCGACGCCACUGGACGCCCCAAGGGCUCUGGUAUCGUUGCUUUCGAGUCCCCGGAUGAUGCCCGGAACGCUAUUGCGCAGUUCAACGGCUAUGAUUGGCAGGGUCGUCCCCUGGAAGUCCGCGAGGAUCGAUUCGCUGGUGGUGGUGGUGGUGGCUUUGGCGGCCCCGGCGGCGGCCGUGGUGGCUUCGGCGGUCCCAUGGGAGGCCGCGGCGGCUUCGGUGGACCCAUGGGAGGUCGUGGUGGAUUUGCCGGCCGUGGUGGCUUCGGUGGUGGUUUCGGCGGUCGCGGUGGAUUUGGUGGCCCUGGUGGAUAUCCCGGUGGUGGGUUCGACCAAGGUCCUCCCGUUCCUGCCGGUCCGCCAAACCCCUUCACGGACUUUGCGACUUCCAAUGGCGACAAGAGUGCCGUGAUCUACGUCCGCAAUCUCCCUUGGUCCACAUGUAACGAUGACUUGGUUGAUCUGUUCGCUACCAUCGGCAAAGUUGAGCGCGCGGAGAUUCAGUAUGAGCCCAACGGCCGUUCCCGCGGCACCGGUGUCGUUCAGUUUGACGCCGCCGAUACCGCUGACACCGCUAUUUGUAAGUUGAUCAGAUCUUCUCCCCCACAAAGCUCUCAUUCCACCAAGCCCCACACUAACCAUCCCACAGCCAAGUUCAGCGGUUACCAGUACGGUGGCCGUCCUCUCGGCAUCACUUUCGUCAAAUACAUGAAUGCCGGCGCCCCUCACCACAACGACAUCAUGAUGGACGGUCAAGAGCCCACUGGUCUGACCCAGGACCAAAUCAUGUAA